AUGGCUGCGGCGGUGGCGCCCUGGGAGAAGCCCAGGAUGCCGUGCACUGGGGCGUGGGCCGCCAGGGCCUCGUCCAGGGUGCGGCGGGAGGCCCCCCAGCCGCUGUACCGCACUGCGCUGGAGGGCCUGGCCUGGUCGGACCCCAGCUGGUUCCCGGCUGGCAGCUCCUCCCAGUCAAACCUGUGUACGGGUGUAUCGGUAGGUGGUUGA
Molecule: messenger RNA, 210 nt
Organism: Auxenochlorella protothecoides
Lineage: Eukaryota; Viridiplantae; Chlorophyta; Trebouxiophyceae; Chlorellales; Chlorellaceae
Exons: 1
Coding region: 1-210 (69 amino acids)
Source: RefSeq, a predicted model, not a curated record